AUGCCGCUCCACGACCUCCACUCUCGCCUCUCGCCACGGCCAAGGCCGUUCCGCCUCAUCUUGAGCUCCGGCUCGCCGCAAGCGUCGUCGAGGGACCAACUCCGCGCGGGCCACGGAGUCACCUCCGCGUCGGCAAGCCUCUGCGUCCGCGCGCGGCUCCGUCGCUUCCGCGGCCACGCGCGACUCUGCCAACGCCGAGGGGCUCCGGCCGUCGUGGUUGUCCGCCUCGGCGUUGAGCCACGGCUCCGUCGCCUCCACAGCCACGCGCAACUCCUAUGCUGUCGACGUUGCGACCUCGCGCGGCUCGCCGCCGCCGCCGCCACGUGCGACUCCGUCGGCCGCGCGCGGCUACGUCGCCUCCCCACCCAGGCGCGACACAGCAAACCCCUCCACGCGACACGGCGGCCAGACCGCCGCAGCUACUCGCUGGCCUCCGCUCGGGUUGGUGGCCAGCCAAAGCCCUGGGAGAGACAACACAGGCCAGGCUUCUGCCCGGAACAGAGCCGGCCUGAAAAGAGCGGCGCACGACAACUUCCCAACCUUGCCAACUCCCCGCCCCCCUUAAUUGCUUUACAUCGAUGUAUCCUGCAUUUGUCCAAGACUACUCGUCCCGCCAGCACACGUGUUCGUAACCCGAGUGAGAGUUGGUAUUCAUGCGUCGCCCCCCGUGUCGGGCGACUCGGGCGGCGGAACCCUAGCCGCCGCCGCCGCCCUUCCCCGCCCCUUCCUCUGCCUUGCCGCCGCCUGAGCGAGCGGCCGGCAAAGCCGGCGGCUCGCGAGGAUGGCGGCGGCGGGGCUCGCGGCGGCCAUCUCCCGAGCUCCUGGCGCGGGUGGACGCAAAGGCAGUGGCCGACCGGAGCGGCGCCGGCGUCGAGGCUCAUGGCGGUGGAUCCGGCGUCACCACCACCGGAUCUGGCGCGCUCGCAGCUGGAUCCGGUCGCGGAGGCGCGGGCACGGCGUCGGCGAGGCGUGGGCGCUGGCGGCCGCGACAGGCGGUGGCAGGCGCAACGGCGGCGCAGGCACGGGCGGUCGGGCGGCGGCGUCAGUCGCGACGGCGGAGCAGGCGCGGGCGGCCGCGGCAGGCUCGGAGGCGCGGCUGCUGUGGCCGGCGGCUCGAUGCCUGGCGGCGACGGCAGCGGUGCCCCCAGAUCCACGCCUCUCGGCCGGAUCUGGAGGAUGGGAGUAGUCGGCAACGGCGGCGUUGGCGACGACGGCGACGGUGUGGUGACGGCGGUGGCGGCGGCACUGGGCCAGCGGCAGUUGGCGACGGCGGUGUCGGCUGUGGUGGCUGCCGUGUCAUCUGGCAACGGCGGCGGAAGACAUGGCGUCGGGCUGCUAGCUGUUCGGUGGUGGAGGGCGACGGCGCAACAGCGAUUUGCAGAGGCGGUGGUUGGCGUCGGUGGCAGCGGCGACGGCGGCUGUGACUCUGGAGGUGGUGGCGACGUCGGCGGCGGGGAAGGAGUCGGGGGCGAGGUGGCUGGGUGUUCGGGAGCCAAGGAUGUGGUGGUGGUGACCGUGUUUGCGGUCACCGGAGGCAUGGCGGCCUUGGUUGACUAGCCGAGGGCG
Messenger RNA from Oryza sativa Japonica Group (Japanese rice), 1566 nucleotides. Lineage: Eukaryota; Viridiplantae; Streptophyta; Magnoliopsida; Poales; Poaceae. The record is from RefSeq and is a predicted model, not a curated record.